Messenger RNA from Dimorphilus gyrociliatus, 3122 nucleotides. NCBI's taxonomy places the organism in Eukaryota, Metazoa, Annelida, Polychaeta, Dinophilidae. The record is from the annotation of a GenBank genome assembly.
CAAAGCUCAUUGAGACUUGGGAGAAUAAAGAGGAAGAUAUGGAAAUCUGUAUGAUUCUUUUCUUAUUUAGCUUUUGAGCGACUCAUUUAAAGGCACUUUUCCAGUCGAAUGUUUUUUUUAGAAUUAUAAGCAUUCGCUUUUGACAGCCUUUUAAAGACUGCGUCACCUAGCUCCUUAGACGAUAAAUGAUAGUCACAUUCCCUACUUCACUUGCACGUAUUUGAUCAAGGAGUACCAGAAGACCGAAGAUGCAUGUGGCCAGGUUAAUUAUUCCUUUAGCGAAAAUACUUAAUUUUUUAUAGGAUUUUAUAGCUUUCAAGCUUAGGGAGAUUGGUUUAUUUAUUAACGUUUCUCUUUAAAAAGGACACAGUAUCCUUAUCAUAAAAACUAAGGAUAAGCUAAGCUUGUUUAACAAACAAACUCUUAUCUUCAACAACAUAAAUUAUAAAUAAUUAUACAAAACGAAGAUUAUAUAUAGCACAAGUUAAGAACAAGAAUAUAUAUAUAUAUACUGUAAAUAUAAAUAUGAUAAAUAUGUAUUACGAGUAGAGGAGUUGUUAAUAUUACAAGAUGGCGGAUAAGAAAUGAGAAAAGUUCUCUCUCUUAAUCACACUUCCUCAGGCAAGAACUAUAUUUUUCCGUUAGUUAAGUAAAUAUACAUAUAUACGUAUAUCUACGAAUUUUGUUAAUUUAUCAUCCUUUUUAUUCUCAUAUUAAAGUAGUUUUAUAUAAAAAAGACAAUAUUAUUAUUUUAGAAUCACUUUUAAAAUAGUAAGCUAACUAUUCUUUUUUAACGAAAUCUGUUUUCGUAUAAAUAAUAUAGCUUUUUGUUAUAAUUAGUAAUAAAUUAUUCUCAAUUCAUCGUCAAUUGUCACCCAAUCUCAGCUAGUUUUAAUAAAAAAAAAAGUCCAAACAAAUAGUAGAAACGUAAUGUGUCAAACAUUUCACCAUAACGUAUGAUGCGAGUGAUACAUUAAACGAAUUAUUGUUCGUAUCUAUUACUCUCUAUUAGUUUGUUUUCUUUCUAUAUACUUGUUUGUCACAAGAUCUUUGUAUGAUGAAGGUAUAAACAGUCAGUUUGUACUAAUAUUAAUAGAUAGCAUUAAAUUGUAUGAAGAAAAGGAAUAGUGAUAAUAUAGUAAAGGUUUUAUGAUAUAAACAUAGCGAAUUCGUUUUGCAGUGUCUAAGUUGACAAGAGAAAAUAAUGUUGCUAGAUAAAGCAAGGGAAGAAAAUAUAUCAUUUAAGGUUAGGUAAGCUUUUAAAUUUCUUUCAAUAGAAGGAAAUGCAUACUUUAAUUGAGAGUUUUUGCAGUAUUAUGACUUGUAUCAUUAAGAGAAGGGAUAUUGUUUCAAUUACGACAAAAAUAAAACAAUUUUUUUGUUGUUGCAUCCUCACAGUCAUGUUCAUAGAAGGUUAAGGUUUCCAAUGAUAGAGUUUAGCGUAGAGCCAGCUGGCAAUUCGUCUUUUAUCGCCAAGAUCGUUAACAAGCAUAAAGAUUAUCGGGAGGAUAGUGUUGGAGCCGUUUAUUACGUAGUUAUCGUUAUAAUGAUCUACGCCUGCUCCAUUAUCAUGAUGAUUGCCUCGCACAUACGCAAAAAUAAGAUGGACAGAAAAUUAAGUGCAUAUUUAAAGGAAAUGGCUUUCGUUAGAAAGAAAGAGAGGCAAAUGCAAUUAUUGAACGCUACGAACAAAUUAGCCGCCUAUCGAGGAACUGAUGGACGAGUGGUAAAGGAUGCUCGUGUCGCUCUUAAUAAACCUGUUCCGGAGGAAAUGAGCCUUCUAAAAUCACCCACGAAUAAGCAGUACAAUAUCGUCAAGUUCAAAGACCUGGACAGAUUAACCCCUGAGUCUUGUAGAAAAUCGUCAAGGAAGAAGGGAAGACAAGAAAUGAAAAGUAAAUCCCAUCAUAGCCAACCCUAUUCUACUAAAGUCGUCAUAGAGCUAAACGGUGAAACCUCUGAUACGGAAACAGACGUUUAGAAGUGAUGGUAUCUUUCAAAAAUGUUUAUAAUCUUGCCCAGGUGGCGUUUUUACCGUAACUCCCCUUGUCAAACUUUAUAACUUGUAGUACAAUAAAAUCGAAUAAAUAUUUAAACAUACGUUAAAAGCGACGCUAUUUCCAAAUCGUCGUAAAAGCUAACGGCGUCUAAAAGCUCCUAUAUAAUGGAUUUUACUAAUAUUAGAAAAGCAUAGGGAAAACAGAAAAAGGGAAAAAAAUGGAAAAUUUUGCUAAACAAAGUCAAAGUUUUCUUCUCUCUUCGGUGUGUCGGGAGACGAAGCAGUUUGCUCAACAUAUUCUUCUUCUUCCUCUUCCUCGCAAUUUUCGUCCACUUGAAUAAUGCACAGCUCAUCCGACUCUUGCUCUAUUUCAGUAUUCUUAAGAGAUACAAGUGGUUGAUAGAAGGCAAAUUGUUCAUCUAUUCCCUCUUUCGUUUGCUGACCGGAAGGAACAUCUCCCCAGGGAUAGGAUUCAUCGUCUUUAACCAAUGCCAUUCUCUGAGGUGCUGUGUGUAUAGUCUUAAAAGGAAUCUUUUUCUUUUGUAUCUUUUGCAUUAUUAACCUUGUUUUGAACUUUUCCUUUCUCUUCUCCAAUCUCUUUAAAUUGUCAAGAUCAGCUAUGUACUUGUAAAUAGAUUUAUCGUGCUUUCCUUUAUUUAUUACCGAAGCUAUCAUUAAGAUUAUUCCAAAACCAUAGAUUACAAUAACGGCACACACAUAAUACAAUGCUCCCGAAGCAUCAUCAUUGCGUUUGUAGACCUGAUUUUCAGUUGUAUUAAAACUUUCUUUUAUUGAGGCGAUAAACGUUUCGUUACCAAUAUUUCGAAUUCUCAUUUCAAAUCCAUUCUCUCCAAAUGUCUUCAAUCCCUUUAUACAUUGUUAGAAGUAGGAUAAGAAUUCUUUUUAUAGACUCGAAAUAAUUGAUAUAGUAUGAAAUAUAAUCGUAAUAAAUACAUCUUAGUAUCUUGCAGUACUUACUUGAAUUAGCACAUUAUUUAAUCUAUUUCCUCUUCUGGCCAUUGCUGAUAAAAGCUAUUAAAAAAAAAGGACUAAAUUUAGAAAAAUAUCAUGUAUACAACGACUUUAAUGCAAUGCGAACGCACAAUAACAUCUGUGAGAUUAU